UCUACAUAGCAACACAGUAGACUGCAUCCAACUGAUAUAUACAUUUUACUUUUCGACCACCAAACUUCAACUUUUAAAAUGAGUCUUAAAAAAGAGGAUGUAAAAAAAUUUAUGGAAAACAAUCCUGAAUUUACAGACAGAUACUUUAAGAAAAAACUUACCCCGGAGAUUAUAACUUCUGCAUUCGGUCGUAAAGAUCGUUCGGUUGAUUUUGCUACUUUUCGGGAACUGGUCCAGGUGGAAGAAAGUGAGAUUCUCUUUGAACUUAUUAAAGACAUGCAAGACAGUAUAAAUAUGGAAAAAGUUGUAUUCAAGACUUUAAGGAGAAUUAGUUUUCUUAUCCAUGCGGAUCGUUGUAGUCUGUUUAUGUACCGGCAAAGAAAUGGCACCCCUGAAUUAGCCACAAGGUUAUUCAAUGUUCACAAGGAUAGUAAACUGGAGGAAUGUCUCGUGCCACCUGAUAGUGAAAUUGUCUAUCCUUUGGACUUUGGAGUCGUGGGACAUGUAGCCCAUACCAAGAAAACAGUGAACAUCAAGAAUGUCAAUGAGAGCACCCAAUACUGCAAAUUUGCAGAUGAACUUACAGACUACGCUACCAAAUGCAUACUUGCUACCCCAAUUAUGAACGGAAAAGAUGUUGUUGCUGUUAUAAUGGCUUUAAAUAAGCUGGAUGGUCCAUAUUUUACUCAAUAUGAUGAAGAUGUGUUUUUGAAAUAUUUGAAUUUUGCCUCCUUAAAUCUGAAAAUUUACCAUUUAAGUUACCUACAUAACUGUGAAACGCGACGUGGCCAGGUAUUGUUAUGGUCAGCAAACAAAGUAUUUGAAGAGCUCACAGACAUUGAACGACAAUUCCACAAAGCCUUCUAUACUGUGAGAGGCUAUUUAAACUGUGACAGAUAUUCUGUCGGCCUUUUAGAUAUGACAAAAGAAAAGGAAUUCUUUGACAUGUGGCCAGUUUUAAUGGGGGAGGUUCCUCCCUAUUCAGGACCUCGGACUCCAGAUGGAAGGGAAAUAGUAUUUUACAAGGUCAUUGAUUACAUACUACACGGAAAAGAAGAUAUUAAAGUUAUACCGAAUCCACCAGCUGAUCACUGGGCUCUAAUCUCUGGUCUCCCAUCUUAUGUGGCAGAAAGCGGCUUUAUUUGCAACAUCAUGAAUGCAGCUGCUGACGAAAUGUUCAAGUUUCAGAGAGAACCUCUAGAUGAAAGUGGUUGGGUUAUUAAGAAUGUCUUAUCAAUGCCAAUAGUCAACAAGAAAGAAGAAAUAGUUGGUGUGGCCACUUUUUACAACAGAAAAGAUGGAAAACCCUUUGAUGAACAGGAUGAAACACUUAUGGAAUCCUUGACGCAGUUCCUUGGUUGGUCAGUGUUGAACACCGACACCUAUGAUAAAAUGAACAAAAUUGAGAACCGUAAGGAUAUUGCUCAGGAUAUGAUCAUGUACCAUGUGAAGUGCAACAAGGAGGAAAUGCAAGACAUUGUGCCAACUCGAGCAAAACUUGGGAAAGAAUUUGAAAACUGUGAAGAGGAUGAAAUUGUCCAAACUCUUAAAAAAGAAUUACCAGGACCCAAAAAAUUUGAAAUUUAUGAAUUUCGAUUCUCUGAUUUUGAUUGCACAGAAACAGAUCUUGUAAAAUGUGGAAUUCAAAUGUACUAUGAACUUGGAGUAGUAAAAAAAUUCCAGAUCCCUCCAGAAGCACUGAUAAGGUUUAUGUAUGCAAUGAAGAAGGGAUAUCGAAAGGUUACCUAUCAUAACUGGCGUCAUGGUUUCAAUGUUGCACAGACCAUGUUUACUCUUUUAAUGACUGGGAAACUCAAACGCUACUACACCGAUCUAGAAGCAAUGGCUAUGGUCACUGCAGGCUUUUGCCAUGAUAUCGACCACAGAGGAACUAAUAAUCUUUAUCAGAUGAAAUCUCAACAUCCUUUGGCAAGAUUGCAUGGAUCUUCUAUUCUAGAGAGGCACCACUUGGAGUUUGGAAAAUUCUUACUUUCAGAUGAGUCAAUGAAUAUUUACCAAAACCUCAACAGAAGGCAACAUGAAAUUGUUAUUCAUCUGAUGGAUAUCGCUAUCAUAGCAACAGAUUUGGCACUUUAUUUCAAAAAACGAACAAUGUUUCAGAAAAUUGUUGAUCAGUCAAAAACCUAUGAUGACCAGCAGAAGUGGAUUGACUACUUAUCACUUGAAGCUACAAGGAAAGAAAUAAUAAUGGCUAUGAUGAUGACAGCCUGUGACUUAUCUGCGAUUACCAAACCUUGGGAAGUCCAGAGCAAGGUGGCCCUCUUAGUAGCGGCUGAGUUCUGGGAGCAGGGUGACCUGGAGAGAACAGUGCUCCAGCAGCAACCUAUUCCAAUGAUGGACAGAAAUAAGGCUGCCGAACUGCCAAAACUGCAAUGUGGUUUCAUCGAUUUUGUUUGCACAUUUGUAUACAAGGAAUUUUCGCGGUUUCAUGAGGAAAUUCAGCCUAUGUUGGAUGGUCUGCUAAAUAACAGAAAGGAAUGGAAAGCUCUUCAAGAUGUAUAUGAGGCCAAACUGAAAGCGAUUGAAGAUGAAAAGAAAAAAAAGGAGGAAGAACUUGCUGCAAAAGCGGCUGCUGAAAAGGGUGGAGGACAGACUACAGCCAAAUCUUCAACAUGUAUAGUAUCUUAAAAAUGUAAUAAAUAUGUUUGCUUAUUUUGGACUUUGCUCACAAGACUUGAAAUAGAAGUAAACAAUGACAUAAAUUGGAUUUAUAUAGAAUAAAGUAUUUUUUAAUAAAUGGACAGCCAUCUUCUAUGACAUCUGCAUAUUAUAAAACACAGCUUGCUACAACGGAUUUAUAUUGUACAUUUCUGGAGAUGUUCCACCAUUAAAACUUUUCUUGGUAUAUAGACAUUAAUAAAUUAAUGUUUGUUUGUUUUUUUUGUUCUUAGUAGUAGGAUAUACUCAAGGGCAAACCUAACAGAACUUAUUUUUAGUUUAAAUAAAAAUAAAACCACUCUGUGAAUUCUCCAUCGUUAUACAGUGGUACAUCUAAUUGAAAUAUCAAACCUCCAAUGUUAAGGCAGAUGAAAACAUGUUUUUGUGCCCUGUGGAUAAAAGUGACACCUUAUGAUAUAUUUAAGGAGAUCCACAUUUUAAAUGCAGCUUCAAAAUAGAUUUGAUUUCAUCAUACUACCUUCACAAAUACAAAAAAAUAAGCCUAUAUGCAGUUUUGGCAAUUGAUUGUAGGGCAACAUAUUAAAACAUGCAAUGGACUAAAUAAGAUACUUUGUACUUUGUACAAAUGCAAUUAAUUACAUUGAUUGUGAUUCA
Messenger RNA from Pelobates fuscus (common spadefoot toad), 3294 nucleotides. RefSeq names its product phosphodiesterase 6B (gene PDE6B). The transcript has 22 exons. The coding region runs from base 79 to 2649 and encodes 856 amino acids. The record is from RefSeq and is a predicted model, not a curated record. Gene Ontology annotation, cellular component: photoreceptor outer segment membrane. Gene Ontology annotation, biological process: signal transduction; retina development in camera-type eye. Gene Ontology annotation, molecular function: 3',5'-cyclic-nucleotide phosphodiesterase activity; protein binding. NCBI's taxonomy places the organism in Eukaryota, Metazoa, Chordata, Amphibia, Anura, Pelobatidae.